GAAAGAUGUCAGCGCCCAUGUUUUGGUAAACCAACAAACAACAUUUGGAAGAAGGCUUCUUAUUAUUGCAAAAUGCCAAAGUAUGGAAUUGAGGAAGAGGAUCGACCUCCAUCGAAUGUAGCUUGUUCAGGCUUGAGAGAAGACCUAAAGGAAUGCCUUUUAAAAAGUGACUGCGUCCGACUUGAUAAAAAUACUCCUUUAGAAUGUCUACGACAGGGACAUGAUGCUAAGGUCCCAAGUGAAUGUCAUGCUCUCAGGGUUGCAUUUUUUGAAUGUAAAAGAUCAGUGCUUGAUAUGAGGACACGGUUUAGAGGAAGGAAGGGUUACUAGUCUUCCCUUAUUGCUUAGAUUUGAAUGCGGCAUGAUAUUUGGACACAGGAAGAUCUUAAAGUGACACUUGGGCAUGGACGUGGGUGGCAAGGACGAUUAUACUCCUCCCUGCCACAAUGCACCGCUCUUUGCAGCAUCCCAUUGAAUGAAAUGUCCCGAUUACAAUCUGCUGCAAAUACUGAAUAUUUGUCAGUUGGAAAGAUAGAGCAAGGAACAUUGUACCAAUGUAAAUAAUAAUAUGACAGGGGUAUUGGAGAGCAGCAUAUUGUAGUGUGAGAUAACACAUCAUGUACACAAGGUUGUCUUUUGGAACAUUUUGUGAAAAUGAUUUAGGAUAAACAAGUGAGAGUGCAUAGAGACAGUGUCUGCUCUUGAUGAAAACCAUCAAGUUUGUAUAACUUAUAUAAAUAAUAAAACAUGUGUGUUUGU
Messenger RNA from Lineus longissimus, 759 nucleotides. RefSeq names its product cytochrome c oxidase assembly factor 5-like. The transcript is spliced from 4 exons. Gene Ontology annotation, biological process: mitochondrial respiratory chain complex IV assembly. Lineage: Eukaryota; Metazoa; Nemertea; Pilidiophora; Heteronemertea; Lineidae. Gene Ontology annotation, cellular component: mitochondrion. Bases 73 to 330 code for a protein of 85 amino acids. The record is from RefSeq and is a predicted model, not a curated record.